AAUUUCACUGCAAGGUUCCUGAUGCUAUAAAGGCAUGGAUUGCGUGCGAAGGUCAGAAAAAGGCUAUCUUUGAAACGGAACUCCAACAAGUCUCGAGAGUAGACUCUGUUCAUCCAAUGG
This is a messenger RNA of Paraglomus occultum, 120 nucleotides long. NCBI's taxonomy places the organism in Eukaryota, Fungi, Glomeromycota, Glomeromycetes, Paraglomerales, Paraglomeraceae. The record is from the annotation of a GenBank genome assembly.